This is a messenger RNA of Acipenser ruthenus (sterlet), 5308 nucleotides long. Its product is annotated as rap1 GTPase-activating protein 1-like. Gene Ontology annotation, cellular component: cytoplasm. NCBI's taxonomy places the organism in Eukaryota, Metazoa, Chordata, Actinopteri, Acipenseriformes, Acipenseridae. The record is from RefSeq and is a predicted model, not a curated record. Gene Ontology annotation, biological process: regulation of small GTPase mediated signal transduction; activation of GTPase activity. The coding region runs from base 517 to 2685 and encodes 722 amino acids. Gene Ontology annotation, molecular function: GTPase activator activity. The transcript has 26 exons.
ACACCCAAAGCCAGAACGAAGAGAAAGCUACCUCCUCUUGGCUCAGGAAGCAAGGGAACCACUAGCAACAGAGUGCAUCACAAGCCGCUAGCCGGCACGUCUAUUUUUCCGAAGCUAAAAGACACAGUGUGUUACUCUGACUUUCCUCCUUCUCAAACAGAGCACCUAUCGGACUCCCACCCCCUGCUCCUCUCUAUUCCGCGUGCACGGCUGCAGCAGUUGGGACUUCUGCUACAACAAGACCCGACAAACUGCGAGAACUAGAACUACUCACAGUACUGCAGAACUGAAGAGGACCUUUUGAAGAACAAAGACAGAAACUACAAAGGGUCGACAAGUCAUUCUCCCGAGCAAGAAGCUUAUGGUGAGGGAAUUCUUUACUCCUGUUUCUGAAAUCAAAAAAAGAAACAGGAUGGAGGGGACUCUCCCAUCUCUAACACUCUAGAGCUGCCGGUUUUUCACCCCCACCCACCGUACACUGCUCCCCACACUCUGAAGAAUACUGAUUUGUUUGAAAUGAUUGAAAAGAUGCAGGGCUGCAGAAUGGAUGAACAAAGAUGUACUCUCCCACCCACACUUAAAACUGAAGACGACUACAUACCUUACCCCAGUGUGCAUGAGGUCCUGGCCCGCACAAGCCCGUUUCCCCUCAUUCUCCUGCCCCAGUUUGGGGGUUACUGGAUCGAAGGGACCAACCAUGACUUAAACAGCCCCCCCGAGACAGAGCAGCUUCUUUCCCCCACCGCUCGCAUCAAGCUGGAGUGCAACACCACCGCCAAGCUGUUUAGGAAGCACUUUCUGGGCAAGGAACAUUUUAAUUACUACUCCACGGACAGCACCCUGGGACACCUGGUCUUCUCAAUGAAAUACGAUGUGAUCGGGGAUCAGGAGCACCUGCGUCUGCUCCUGCGAACUAAACUGAAAACAUACCACGAUGUCAUUCCAAUAUCCUGCCUCACUGAGUUUCCCAAUGUUGUACAAAUGGCUAAGCUCAUUUGUGAAGACGUGAAUGUGGACAGAUUUUAUCCUGUCUUGUACCCCAAGGCUUCACGACUGAUUGUUACUUUUGAUGAGCAUGUCAUCAGCAACAACUUCAAGUUCGGAGUUAUCUAUCAGAAAUUUGGGCAGACAAGUGAAGAAGAGCUCUUUGGAAACAGUGAGGAGAGUCCGGCCUUCGUCGAGUUCCUGGAGCUGCUGGGGCAGAAGAUUGAACUCCACGAUUUCAAAGGUUUCCGUGGGGGUCUGGACGUGGCACAUGGGCAGACUGGCACAGAGUCGGUGUACUACAACUUCAGAAACAAGGAGAUCAUGUUCCACGUGUCCACCAAGCUGCCGUACACCGAGGGUGACACACAGCAGCUCCAGAGGAAGAGGCACAUAGGAAAUGACAUUGUGGCCAUAGUGUUCCAGGAUGAGAGCACACCGUUCGUGCCAGACAUGAUCGCGUCCAACUUCCUGCAUGCCUACAUCGUGGUACAGGUGGUGAACCCCUGCUCCGAGAACACGCUCUAUAAGGUGUCUGUAACCGCCCGAGAUGAUGUGCCUUUCUUUGGACCUGCAUUACCGAACCCAGCCAUUUUCAAAAAGGGACCAGAAUUCCACGAGUUCUUGCUGACGAAGCUCAUCAACGCAGAGUACGCCUGCUACAAAGCGGAGAAGUUUGCCAAGCUGGAGGAGCGCACGCGGACCGCCCUUCUUGAGACCCUAUAUGAAGAAAUGCACAUCAACAGUCAGUCAAUGAUGGGCAUCGGGGGAGACGACGACAAGAUGGAGAACGGGGCAGCAGGGGGAGGGGGCUUCUUUGAGUCCUUCAAGCGGGUGAUCCGCAGUAGAAGCCAGUCAAUGGACGCCAUGGGCCUCAGUAACAAGAAGCAAAACACAGUCUGCACUAGUCACAGCGGGAGCUUUACCCACAGUGCACCAGAGACCCCCAAAACCCCCGGGAUAUCAUUGCUUGUGCCAGGGAAAAGCCCCAGUAAAUAUGGACGCCGCGGCAGUGCCAUUGGCAUAGGAACUAUAGAAGAGUCGUUGAUUAUCCCGGGGAAGAGUCCAACUAGAAAGAAAUCUGGUCCCUUCAGCUCUCGCCGGAGCAGCGCCAUCGGGAUUGAAAACAUCCAAGAGGUGCAGGAGAGGAGCAGGGAAUGUUCCCCAAGUUUCCAGAGGACAACGGACAGUGGUCACAUAUCCCAGGAACCCAAGUCAGAUUCAUCCAAUCAGAGUUCACCUGAGAUGCCCACAACCAAGAACAGUUAUUCUGUGUAUUGCAGAGCUGCCUCCAUCCCCGAGGCCAAUGACCUGUCUCGCUCCUCAUCCAACGCUAGCAGCUUCGCCAGUGUGGUGGAGGAGAACGAAGUCCUUGAGGAAUACGACACCGGCAUGGAGAGCCUGUCGUCUGCUGGCACCCCUCACAAACGGGACUCCUUCACCUAUAGCCCCUGGCUCGAGGACAGUGUCAGCAGUGCCAGCGCAGCCAGCGGGGGGAACUCACCAGUGCCGCCGCGCUGCCCCCAGCCCGAUUCAGGGAAGCCAGCAGAGCCUUCGAGACCCGAGAUCCGGAUCAAACUUGAGAAGCCCCAUGAGCAGACGUCAUCGCAUUCCCAUAAGAAACACAAAAUCAAGGAGCUGAGACGAGCACGGAUGUUUGCCACGACAGACGACGAUGACAGCCAGCCGCCUGGGUUCUGAAACACUACAAGCAUCACUGCGAUAUGAGUAUUACACACAUCCUCCGGGUCACGCAGCAAAGGUGCUGGGAGGCACAGGACUCUGAACGUGUAACUAGAAACCUCAUACCACUGACCAUGUGACAUACCACAUUCCCAGCAGCCCUUGCAGGCUGCACCAAGGGGCCCGCCUCGAAUCAAGAAGGACCUGAUUUGCACUGUGUUGAUGUUUGUUUGUUGUUUGUUUAUUUAUCAGUUUUAUUUAACACUAUGCCGUACUAAAGCUUUUGUCUGUAUAACUAAUGGACCAAGAAUGCUUUUACCUCCAAGUGAUAAACAACAGAAACGGAGACAUUUUAACUUUUUGACCACAAGGGACAGUUUUUACAAGAUGAUAAAUCUGAAUUGCCAACUCUUUCCAGGUUAAAACUAUUGCAGCUAUAAGGAAACUCCUGCUCCACUGCUCUGUUUACAGAGUUGAUCAACACCUACAAACCAGGUCAGAUUAGACAGUUGGCAAUUAGGGGCAGUUUCCAAAACUCACGAUUGACUUUGAAGUCGUUGAGCCAUUGGGAGAGUAGACGUCAUUGUGUCACAGCUUGUCCUUCAUUGGGAGAGUAGACGUCAUUGUGUCCCAGCUUGUCCUUCAUUGGGAGAGUAGACGUCAUUGUGUCACAGCUUGUCCUUCAUUGGGAGAGUAGACUCCAUUGUGUCCCAGCUUGUCCUUCAUUGGGAGAGUAGACGUCAUUGUGUCACAGCUUGUCCUUCAUUGGGAGAGUAGACGUCAUUGUGUCACAGCUUGUCCUUCAUUGGGAGAGUAGACGUCAUUGUGUCACAGCUUGUCCUUCAUUGGGAGAGUAGACUCCAUUGUGUCCCAGCUUGUCCUUCAUUGGGAGAGUAGACGUCAUUGUGUCACAGCUUGUCCUUCAUUGGGAGAGUAGACUCCAUUGUGUCCCAGCUUGUCCUUCAUUGGGAGAGUAGACUCCAUUGUGUCCCAGCUUGUCCUUCAUUGGGAGAGUAGACGUCAUUGUGUCACAGCUUGUCCUUCAUUGGGAGAGUAGACGUCAUUGUGUCACAGCUUGUCCUUCAUUGGGAGAGUAGACGUCCUUGUCCCAGCUUGUCCUUCAUUGGGAGAGUAGACGUCAUUGUGUCACAGCUUGUCCUUCAUUGGGAGAGUAGAUUCUAUUGUGUCGCAGCUUGUCCUUCAUUGGGAGGAUAGACUCCAUUGUGUCCCAGCUUGUCCUUUACUGGGAGAGUAGACGCCAUUGUGUCCCAGCUUAUCCUUUACUGGGAGAAUAGACGUCAUUGUGUCCCAGCUUGUCCUUCAUUGGGAGAGUAGACUCCAUUGUGUCCCAGCUUGUCCUUCAUUGCGAGGAUAGACGCCAUUGUGUCCCAGCUUGUCUUUACUGGGAGAGUAGACGCCAUUGUGUCCCAGCUUGUCCUUUACUGGGAGAGCAGACGCCAUUGUUUCCCAGCUUGUCCUUUACUGGGAGAGCAGACGCCAUUGUGUCCCAGCUUGUCCUUCAUUGGGAGAGUAGACGCCAUUGUGUCCCAGCUUGUCCUUCAUCGGGAAAGUAGACUUCAUUGUGUCCCAGCUUGUCCUUCAUUGGGAGGGUUGUCUUCAGUCCAACCAUGCCUGAAAGUGACUAGGAACUCUUUAAAUGUAAUUCCAUCUGACCUUCACAAAUCAACCAAUAGUGACAGAAAAAUAAGACAGAUACAUCUUUAUAUUGUAUAGCAGCCAACUAACCAUGUUAAAACAUACCAACAUAUUGUAGUCAACUACAGUAUUUAUACUACAUGAGUCAAUGAAGGCAAGACCAGGUUAUAAAUGGACACAUCUAUGGAAGGGUGAGAAGCUGGGAAGCGGUUUUAGUCUGCAAAGCCAACUGCAGUGGUUUCAUCUGAUCUCCACUACCUUACACUGCCAGUGUUUUGUGUCAAAUCCGUCUUCCUAUUCAGCACCACGGUGUAAUAAGCAGGUUGUUUAAUUUCUUAUUCAUUCGUAAGGCUGCUCAUUUGACAUUCAAAACCAUAGAAAUUGCCCCACUAAAGAAGAUAAAGCUCUCAGCUGACAGUUAGAUAUUGAGCUAUUCCCCUGCGUCUUUCAGGGCUUAUUCAGCGAAUGCAAGCAGGACCUAGCAGGUAGCAGAUAUCACCAUUUCUGUUCCGAAUGAAGAGACGCUAAAUUAACAAGUGGUUUUACUGUGUCAGUUCUGAAGCUAUAGGAGAAUGGCGUAUGCUAUAGGCAGUCACAGACUAGAUUUUAGCAUUUACCUAUAACCCAUCUUGCUAGAUGUACACAGAACAACAGGCCAGUCAAAGAAGGAUCUCAGACUAGAAGUUAUUAUUAUUUUUAUUUUAUUGAUUGUACAUAAAGAUAAAUUAUUUAUUGUCAUCUGCGUACUGAGGCAACUGGAAUUGCUGUUUUAAGGAGGAGAAUCAAGUUGACACUAGAAGGAAUCUAUUUUGGCUGAUUUCCCUCUGGGGAUGCACGGCUCUGCAAGAUACUUCAGAGAAGACACCCUUAAAGUACCGAGCGGUAAAUAUCACAAUGUUGAGUUAUCGCAGAAAUGUAUUUAUAAAAUGUAUGUGCAUUUGAUUUGUGUGUUUUGAUGUAUAUAUUAAAAGAUAAUGCUAUUUCA